UUCAGUCGUUGGACACAGGUCACCCGGAUAGCAUUCUUCCGACUCCGAAAGGGCGUAGAUGUCCUGAACCACUUAAUUUGCACCUCAAGUGAGUGGAAUGAACUUCGCUUUUUGAAUAGUUAACGUGCAGUGAGUCAAAGUGACUUUUUGUUUCUAAUAUCCUUGGAGAAUCAUGGAAUGAUUUUUUUCUGACAUAUCGCAAAUGGAGUUGUGCUAAACAGUAAAUUAAUUUUGAGCCAAAAGCUCGUUAGUCGCCGAAAUAAAAUUAAAUAGUGCAUUAUAGAGUCUGAUAUUCUUUAAUUAAAAAUAAAUCUACGGAGAAUGUGGAGAUGAUGAUGUGCUAACAAUACUAUGAUGAGACAUAUUUACAACACUCGUGUGCCACAGAUCCCCGCCAGCCCGGCGUAAAAUGUCAUAAAAUUCACUAUUUGAAACAUUCCCAAAUCGACUCCGAAACACAAUGAGUGAAGCAAAGAUAUAAAAGCAGACAACCAAACUUUAUUGUGUUAAAUAUAGAUCAUCGGAAACAUCGUAUCGAAACGACCAGGAUAAGACCGGCCAUAAAAAUUAUUGCGAUUGGAGAGUCUGUACUUGUUCGGUAAUAAAAGUGAGUUGUUCAAUGUUAUCCUUUGUGACAUCGAUAGAAAUAGAAAUGAAGUGAAUUGAUGUAUUGGAAAGCUAAGUUGCAAUCCCUAAAGGCGAUUGUUUUUGAAAUGGAAGUAAAUAAACCGCCUGUUUGAGAGAAGUUUUUCCACUUCGUUGAAACCGUCAUCCGGUGCAGUGUUUGUAGACCGUGUGAAGAAUAUCCAAAACCAGCAGACGAGUGAAGGGUCUGCCAUGAGGCAGUCUGUUUGUGGUGCUGUGCCGUAGGCGGUUUUCAUUUACAUCUGGAUCGGCCAACAAAGGAAUAGAAAGAAAGAAACCACAAGAGAAGCGGAAAAUCUUACGAUUCCCGUUCAUUCUCCCAUUGGGAACGAUUUUCCGGAAAGGCGAAGCAAUAACAGAAAAGUGGUAAAUAGAAUGAUCCUGUCAAGCAUGGUGGAUUUACGGCCGGCUCUGCUGCUGACACUUCUCGUAACGAUAGAAAUCGUGAACACCCUGAAGGAUGUACGUGUAAGCGUUCCAGCAGCCAUUCGACACGGUGACAAUGCUAAUUUGAUCUGCCAUUACGAUAUGGAAGGAGCCGUCCUGUACUCGGUAAAGUGGUACAAAGGAAAACGAGAGUUUUUCCGAUAUACACCGAAGGAGAAUCCAGCACUCAAAGCAUUUCCGGUGCUCGGUAUCAUGGUGGAGCGCUCACAGUCCAACGGAAGCCACUUGACGCUGACCGCAGUGGAGCCAACCAUGUCCGGUAAAUACAGUUGCGAAGUGUCCGCCGAUUCACCCUCAUUCCACACAAUGAUCGUAUCUAGCGAAAUGGAAGUCGUUGAUGUCCCAACCACCAAACCUCACAUUACAGGCAUCAGACCGCACUACCGAGUAGGGGACCUACUGGCAGGUAAUUGCACAUCCCACAACUCGAAACCGGCGGCCAAUCUAACCUGGUUCGUGAAUAGCAACGAGGUCAACCAAAAGCAAACAGUACCAUAUCAUGUUUGGAAAAAUACGGAAACAGGAUUGGAAACAUCAACACUCGGACUGCAUUUCCAUAUAAACCAUCACCACACGGGACGUGGUAAACUGAAAUUUACGUGCGUUGCCAAGAUUUACAACAUCUACGAACAGCGAACCGAGAGGUACGUGGAGGAUGAACAACCAAACACAUUCGCCUCAGUCUCGCCGGUGGGAUUGAGCGUGAAUUACAUCCACUCGCUGUAUGAUCAAUUUCCAGCGUCUUCCUAUCAUCACCAUGACCACAGCGGCGGUGGGGGUGAUUUUGACAAUCAAACAGCGAUGCCUACAUGA
Messenger RNA from Malaya genurostris, 1905 nucleotides. Its product is annotated as cell adhesion molecule 2-like. The record is from RefSeq and is a predicted model, not a curated record. NCBI's taxonomy places the organism in Eukaryota, Metazoa, Arthropoda, Insecta, Diptera, Culicidae.